This is a messenger RNA of Didymodactylos carnosus, 2352 nucleotides long. NCBI's taxonomy places the organism in Eukaryota, Metazoa, Rotifera, Eurotatoria, Philodinida, Philodinidae. The record is from the annotation of a GenBank genome assembly.
AUGUGUACACUUCGCGCAGUCUGCGAAGAAAAGGAUGUAUCGGUAAAACCAGCGACAAAACUCAUUAUAAUACUACGAUCUUUCCGCAACAAAAUGUUUUCAUUUUUACCAACAACAGUAGAAUCCUAUGCCUCUCCAUCCGCAUCUGCCAAAGUCAGCCCACUUUUUCAAUCAUCAACAAAUUCAUUCUUUUCAACUAAACCACCACCAACUAACGUCUCAGUUUCGGUUAAUCCAUCACAAACUUCAACAGCAAGUGACUUUCGACAACCAACUUUCGUGUCUGAGUCUACAACAAUGAUUUCCACGUCACUUCCUCAUUCAAUCCGUUUACUUCUUUCCAUUCCUAAUGUUAGUGUGUACACAUUCGGUGAAACAUAUUUAAUUGGUUAUUGUCAUUCUGAACAUUGUUUGUAUGUUUAUCAGUGGAAUAAAUUGUUUUCAUCAAAAACAAUGCCAGACAAAAUUACUACAGAACAGUGCCAGCGUUUACAUUUAUCGUCAUCACCAGCGUGGUCGAUUCAACGUUUAUUAUUGAAUAAAAAUGAAACGAUUCUUACUAUGUUAGCAGAAAAAGUUGCUUAUAUCAUACAUUUACCUCCAUAUUUAGCAAUCGAGAAGGAUGAAAAUAAAAUUAGUAAAUCACCAGAAAACCCGUCUCACUCAUCUGUUACUGAUUUAUUUUGUCCAAUCAUUCGUUUAUCUCCACCUACCGAGUCAUCAUUGAUGUAUUUGAUUGAUUUUAUCUGGCUACCAUCGCCGUUUGAUCAAUAUUUUCUCGUCGCCUACUCAAACUCUCUAUGUUUACUCUACAAAUUGUCAAAAUGUAAUAAACGGUAUGAUUUAUGUCAAACCCAUUCAAUAGCAUCGACACCAAAAGCUAAGAAAAUAUCACUAAAAAGUUUGACGGAUAUAGUUAAGUUGGAUUAUGGACAACCGAAAUAUUCUCAAGAAAAUCAACAGAUUUAUUUACCAAUAUUUGCUAUUAAAACUGAUGGAGAUAUUUACUGUUUAUAUUUGUGUCAACAGGAUAUUAAGAACAAUUCUCAGCCUUCAUCGUUUAUUGGUCCAUUACGUAUUUAUCCCACUUCAUAUGAUAAUUAUGGAUGUCGUACAACAACAAUGACUUGUCUUAAAUCUUCUUCGGGACCAACAUGUCUCGUCUAUAUACGUGAUGAAUCUAUCUUGAAUCAAUCUCUUGUACUUCUUGAUCAAUUAUUAAAUAAAUCUAUACAGCAGGAAGAUCAACAACAACAUCAUGAGACGAUCUUAUAUACAAUCGAUUCAAUUAUUCUACCCGAAUCGUCUGCCUCUUCGCAAAUGUUAAUUAUACAUGAUCCAUUGUCAGAUAAACGUUAUUAUGUGGCAGAUAAAUCAAAUAUCUAUUCAGUCGAUGUUGAAUGGUUGGACGAUGUGAAACAAAUGCGAAGCUCGUCAAAUUUUUAUGAGCAGAAACAAAUGCUAAGUUCAAAAGUCGAUCAUUUAAUGACAACAACACUGACAAGUGAAGAGAAUAAAAAAACAGCAAUAACGAAAAAAGAUAAGCGAGAUGAAAAAAUUAAAUUCAUGGGCUUAACACAAACGGAAAAUAAUGGACAAUGGCUGUGUAUAAUAACAGAAAAUGAUUAUGAAAAUGACAAACAUAUUGUUCUUCUGCGUCCAAACUCUGCUUAUUUGCCAUCAAAUGUCGAUCGAUCCUACUCAUGCGUUAUAGACAAACCAAACCAACAUUCAACAUCUACAUCUGUUCAAACAAACGAUGAUUUUGUUCAACAUAUUCGCUCUCUACUGUUAUCUCGGGAUCAAAAUGUGCCUCAUUUACGUCUAACAAAUUCACAAAAUGCUCAACUACCCAUAUCUGAUGUUGAUUUUGAGAAAAAUUUACAAAAAUUUAUCAGUAUUUUUACUAAUAAUUAUUUAUCAAAACAAUUACGAGUUCAGAAAGAAUUAGAAAAUAAACAACGUUAUCUAGUUGAUUUGAAACAAAAACAAUUAAUUGCCUCUCAAGAAUUGGAAACAAAAUUUAAUAAUAUUAAACAUCAGAGUGACAACAUAUUAGAAACAUAUUCUCAGGAACGACAACGUCGAAAAAAUAUGGAGCAAAAUUUGAACGAUAUAUUGUCUGUAAUUGAAAAUACGACACCGGUGUUAAGUGAACAAGAAUUAUUGAUGAAAGAACAAUUAGAGAAAUAUCAUAUACAAUUAAAACAUUUGAAAACAAGAACAGAACUGGUCGAUGAUUUUAUACAUGGUGAACAAUUCGAUGAUAAAUCAUUAAAACAAGUUCAAGAAUUUGUGCAGUGUUAUCAACAGAAAAUUGAGUUGAUAAAACAGCAAUUAGAUGAAUUAUGA